This is a messenger RNA of Paecilomyces variotii, 2308 nucleotides long. RefSeq lists its product as hypothetical. Bases 410 to 1810 code for a protein of 466 amino acids. The record is from RefSeq and is a predicted model, not a curated record. Lineage: Eukaryota; Fungi; Ascomycota; Eurotiomycetes; Eurotiales; Thermoascaceae. The transcript has a single exon. Gene Ontology annotation, molecular function: protein binding.
AACAGACCCGUACCCAUUGACGGUCGUCAUCCUACACUAGACCACUUCGCACGAAGCUUGCGUGGAAGACACAAGCAUUGCGCCUUUCUACAGUGCUGUCUGUUUAUUCUGUUUGAAGGUGAUAAGUCCAGUUUAGCACAGUGUUAGAACUGUUUCGAUUCUUAACAGCUGGACUGUCUUACUCUGCUCAUAAGGGCUAGGCCUGAGUAUCCGCGCGACUUGGGUUCCUCCCCUUUUAUCUAGCAGAAACACAAUUUGUCGGUGUUGCGUGGCUACGAAGAAAUACCGGAGAUCGCGAUGCAAAUAUAGGGUGCAAUCUUUGCGGUGCAUUUCGAAUCGGGUUAUUAGGAAUUUCAACGCGCGAUAUUGAAGCGAAAUCCUUUUUUCGUGUUUUAGUGAUCUGACUCUCAUGGCAGCAACCAUGUCAUCUCCUCCGACCUCUCAACCGGAGCAUGUCGCAUCCCCAAAUCUCGCUCCGCUUUCUGCUCCUCUAGGCGCAGAUAAGCCAGUCAAGCGGGGAAGCCUGCAGCGCCCGAACUCAUACACCAGAGAUCGGUUAUCUACAUACUCAACUGCUUCAUUAGCUUCCCAGAAUAAAUCGCGUCCGGUAUCUUAUGUCAUUCCGGCAUUCCAUUCGAGCUUGCCUUAUACUCUUGUCCGGGACUUUGCGUACCCGCCAGUGCAUCCUCUCCAUUACGGCCCGCCUCCUGUGCCCUCUGGGGUCACGACUCCCAUGAGUGAGAAUCGGCGACUUUCCGAUCCACCGCCAUCAACGUGGGAUAGCUCGAGGGGGCAGUGGUCAGCGGGACCUUGGACCACCGAAAAUAUCUACGGACAUCAGCAAUUACCUGCUAUGUCUUUUGGUGACGGUCCCCCAUACAGUGAAGAUGAGGACCUGCAUAGUCCGGUGGUGACGACCUCGCGUCACCGGAAAAACAGGUCUGGAGCAGGCUACGAUGGGAGAAGGGGACGGAGCCCGGGGGACAGUGGUCGAGAAUAUUCUGGGGAUGACCGUGGGCAGUUUAUCAGCAUGAACGGUGAUGGCAGUGAGACAUACUAUGUGCGCGAAGAAGGCGCCACUGAGGAUGGCCCUGGGGGCGAAUUUGUGACCUAUCCAGCAAGCGAAGGCAGAUAUUCACACUUGACUCCUGGGGCUUAUGGCAGCACGGGUGUCGCAGACUAUGUCAAAGGAGAUCAAUAUUUCGAUCCUGAUAUGCUCGAUUCAGACGAUGAAAUUUCGGACACAGACGGCUACUCUCGAGACUACGAAUUCUCAAUAGCCUCACCAGACGAAGAGAUGCACGGGAAGGCUGUGGCGCUUUUUGAUUUCACCAGAGAACAUGAGAACGAGCUUCCACUGAAGGAAGGCCAAGUUAUUCUUGUCUCGUACAGACAUGGACAAGGCUGGUUAGUGGCGGAAGACCCCAAGACAGGCGAAAGCGGUCUUGUUCCAGAGGAGUUUGUUCGACUUCUACGACAUAUCGAGGGUGGCUUGACAUCACUCAACGGGGAGAUCAACAAUGCAGUGGCCGAGAACAAUUUGGAUAUCAACGCUUCAGAUGCAGGCGCAGAUGAAUUUCAGAGCCAGAACAGUUUGAUGCCCGGGAAUGGGCAGAGCAACGGUGGCAGUGGAAGCAUCAGUGAGAAACAUCCCUCUGUGAUAUCAAGAUUUUCUACCAGCAGCAAAGAUCUGGAUCCUUACCCAUCUCACCUUCUAGGUGGCAGUCAGGGGAAGACAUCUCCCCAGCCAGUCGAAGAGUCUGAUGGCGAUCGGACCGAGAAUGGCAAUCCCGCCAGCGCGACGACCUGAAUUCGUGUUGCUGCAGAUAACGGAAAGCCAUGAAUAUUGGUAGAACUAUCACUGUUCAGUUCCCAUUUACUGUCCGCCAUCUCCCUCACGUUUGGGGACUCCGGAUCCACAAAUGCUUGCGUUGUCCGCGCAAGCGCAUUGCGGGCCCCUGGAAACAGCGUGUCGUUGCCCGUCUGGUCCUCUGAGAUCGAUCACUUCUGCUGGCUGGAAGAAGACAUGCAAGUUGGCGGUGCUACGUUCGAUUUCGAAUACGAGCACCCGGGAAGCCAUACAAAAACAUCUCCCGCCCCUUGAUCUCCAUUAACCCUAUCUAUCCCCUCUUCUCUUUGCACAAUGCUCAUCUGCUGAUGAACAUAAUUGAAACUUAUGAAGUCACCUGUAGGAACUCCUCCCUGAACCUCCCUUCAGAUUGGCUCGAUACCCCUCGGUUCGACUAAUUUAGAAGACGAAAAUUCCAAAUUUAGCGUUGCGUAUCGGUGCCGUGCACUUAGCCCCAUG